Molecule: messenger RNA, 1492 nt
Organism: Blastocystis hominis
Lineage: Eukaryota; Bigyra; Opalinata; Blastocystidae
Exons: 7
Coding region: 1-1467 (488 amino acids)
Source: RefSeq, a predicted model, not a curated record
AUGCAGGAAUUCGAUGAUGAUGACGAGAAUAGUGAUAUUGAGGAGGAAGAGGGAUCUCUGCUGGACUUUGACAAUUUUAUUAAGAAAUUUGGCAAGGAUUAUGGGUAUGGUGGAAAACUUGACCAGAUUCGAGAGCGCGAAUUGAAACGAGUCCAUGGAGCAGUGUACUUGGACUAUACAGGAGCAGGAGUCUAUCAAGAAUCGCAGGUUCGUAAGUGCAACGAUUUGCUUCUUGAUUUCCUGCUUGGCAAUACACAUAGCGUUAACCCCUCAAGCAAGAAAACAGAAGAAUUGGUUGAACAUAUUCGUACGCAAGUUCUGUCCUUUUUCAACACUACUGCAACCGAGUACAGUGUGAUUUUCACAAGUGGAGCAACGAAUUCGCUCCAUAUCAUCGGUGAGAUCUUCCCCUGGACGAAAAACAGCAAGUAUUACUAUCUUUCCGAAUGCCACAACUCCGUUAUCGGUAUUCGUGAGUACGCCUAUCGCUACGGCGGUGGCUUCCGCGCAGUCAACGAGGAGGACCUUCCAUCCAGCGGAACCUUCGAAGUAUCCUACUCUGAGACCUCUCCGUUUUUCAACCCGAACCACACCUUCAGCCUCUUCGCCUUCCCCGCGGAGGACAACUUCGCGGGCGUGAAAUACCCGCUCCAUUGGAUCAAAGACGUCCAGAACGGCUUCUUCAACGACUGGCUCGUCGCGUUGGACGCCGCCGCGUUCGUCCCCACCAACCCUCUCGACCUCUCCCAAGUCCAUCCCGACUUCGUCUCGCUCUCCUUCUACAAGAUGUUCGGGUUCCCCACGGGAAUUGGUGCGUUAUUGGUGCGCAACGCGGUGGUAGGCGUGCUAGACAAAGUGUACUGGGGCGGUGGCACGGUGUCUCUGGCGAGCGAGCUCACCCGCUUCAACAAGUUCCACAGCCGGCCUUCCAGCAAGUUCGAGGACGGAACCAUCAAUUUCCAGGCGAUUGCGUGCAUCGGAAUCGGCCUGGACACCCUGCAGUCGCUCGGAAUGCACGCCAUUCAGAAGCACGUCGCCGCGGUGACCGCGCUGCUCUACGACGGACUCAGCAGUCUCUACCACUCGAACGGAAUGCCGCUCGUGGAAGUGUAUGGCAAGCACGCGUUGAAGGACCCCUCCGUGCAGGGAGGCGUGCUCUCCAUGAAUUUGAAACGUCCUGAUGGGAGUUACAUCGGGUAUUAUACGGUGCAGGUGGAUUCGGCGCGGGCGAACGUGCAUUUGCGGACGGGGUGCCACUGCGUCCCGGGAGCGUGCCGGAAGUACUUGAACCAGCCGAAGGAAGUGUAUGAGGAGCUGUGGAAGCAGAAGGAUAGUUGCUCGGAUUCGAUUGAUAGCUACAAGGGAAUCCCGCUGGGAGGAGUGCGAGCUUCGAUGGGGUAUUUGACCAGUUUCGAGGAUAUCACGCGGUUUAUUGAUUUUUUGCGAGGUUAUCUGGAUAAGGAGUGAGGGAAUGGUUAAAUGAAUGGGACUG